CAAGCCGAGAGGGCAUUCCUUACUUACAACUCAUGUGUUUAUUCUUGCACAAAUCCUUAUUGGUGGAAUAAAGUCCUCCUGGAUGUGUUUGGUGUUUAUUUAUUUUUGUUUAUGUAUUUAUUUUUUCUGUUUGUUUGUUGUGGGUUGCUGAUUGGCUCUGCUGGAGAUGUUGUUUUAUGUGUGGGGUGUCCGGCACUUUGUGUUUGCAGAGAGCAUUGCUACCAACAACUAAAACGUGUGGCUCCUUUGUGUAUACCAGCUGCUGCCGAUCCAUGCAUAGAUUGUCUCUGCAAUUUUUUUUAAAAAGAGCUCCACUCUCCCCCCCCCCCCUACACUUACACCCCUUGGACUUUAUAUCUCUCUCUCUCUUACAACCUGCAUUUUUUGAACAUCAACAAUCUGCUCUUUUAAAAUUCCCAUCACACAACUUCCAUCUAUCUCCACCUGAGACUGCAAAACCAUUUGAAUACGUAUGAUUCUUUUUUUAAAGACUGGACAACUUAACAACAUAAGGCAAGAUUCCCCAUAACUAACCAUGGAUGUAAGAUUUUAUCCAGCAGCUGCUGGCAAUGCUCUGAGCGGAGACCCUCCUAGCCUGGACUUUGCCCAAUGUUUAGACUACUACAGCUACAAGUUUGGGAAUAAUAAUAACUACAUGAAUAUGGCUGAAGCUAAUAAUGCAUUUCUUGCUGCAAAUGAGAAGCAGACGUGGACUGAGGAAUGCUUUAAGACCUUCCACACACCAAGUCUUGGAGAUGAAGAAUUUGAGAUCCCUCCUAUCACUCCACCUCCAGAAACAGACCCUUCACUUGGCAUGAGUGAUGUCCUCCUGCCCUUCCAAAUGAUGGGGGAAGCAUUGGCUGCUCAAGGAAAUGAAUUUACACCACAAUUUCCUCCUCAGAGUCUUGAGCUUCCAUCUAUCACAAUAUCAAGAAAUCUAAUGGAACAGGAAGGUGUUCUACACAACAAUGGGCUGACAAUGGACCAAAGACAUGCCCAGAUGUCCCAAUAUCGUCAGGAUCACUCGUUAAUUAUGAGGUCACUGGUUCACAUGACAGAUGUAGCACGAGCAGGAAUAAUGUCACCCAGUCAACUAACUACUAUUAACCAGUCCCAGCUCAGUGCACAGUUAGGACUCAACAUUGGUGGUCCUGCCAUUCCUCAUACCUCUCCUUCUCCUCCUGCAAGCAAAUCAGCAACACCAUCUCCAUCCAGUUCUGUCAAUGAAGAAGAUGCUGAUGAAACAAAUAGGGUUAUUGGAGAGAAAAGAGCAGCCCCAGACUCUGGAAAGAAACCCAAAACUCCAAAGAAGAAGAAAAAGAAAGAUCCAAAUGAACCACAGAAGCCAGUCUCUGCAUAUGCACUGUUUUUUAGAGAUACACAGGCAGCAAUCAAAGGGCAGAAUCCUAAUGCUACCUUUGGAGAAGUUUCCAAAAUUGUGGCUUCUAUGUGGGAUGGUUUAGGAGAAGAGCAAAAACAGGUUUAUAAAAGAAAAACCGAAGCUGCCAAAAAGGAGUAUUUAAAAGCUCUUGCUGCCUACAGAGCAAGUCUUGUUUCGAAGGCUGCAGCAGAAUCGGCUGAAGCACAAACAAUACGCACAGUUCAGCAAACACUGGCAUCUACCAAUCUUUCCUCUUCUUUGCUGCUGAAUUCCUCCCUUUCCCAACAUGCAUCAAUGGCUGCACAAAAUAUGCAGUCAAUCCCACGGGCAAUAGCACCUAAACCUCUAACAAUGAGGUUACCUUCUAGCCAAAUUGUGGCUUCUGUUACCAUUGCACCAAAUAUGCCAUCCACCAUGGGAACUCCAUUGAUGAGCAGCAUGGGUGCACCAAUGGUUGCCAGUCCUCCUUCUUCUCAAGUAAGCCCAUCUUUACAGAACCAGCAACAUCAUAUUCAGCAGCUGCAACAGCAACAGCUUCAACAAAUGCAGCAACAACAACUCCACCAGCAUCAAAUGCAUCAACAGAUCCAACAACAGAUGCAGCAGCAACAUUUUCAGCAUCAUAUGCAGCAGCAGCUACAGCAGCAACAGCAGCAGCAGCUACAGCAGCAAAUGCAGCAACAGCUGCAGCACAUACAUCUGCAGCAGAUGCAGCAGCAGCAGCAACAGCAACAGCAACAGCAGAUGCAACAUAUGCAGCACCAAUCGCAAAUGUCUCCCCAGCAGCCUUCUCCUGCCCCUUCCCAGUCUGGGGUGCCUUCCCAGAUAGCUUCACCCAUCCCACACAUUGGUAGCCCUCCCCCAGCACCUCAACAUCAUCAGCCUCUGAUACAAUCACAGGCACAGACUCAAGUGUUGUCUCAAGUCAGUAUUUUCUGAUAAACCAGUGUUCUGGAUAUGUUCAUCUCUUUAAGGGAAGGUGCGUACAGUGUAAAUUAUACUUGCAGGUUAUGCAAAGGUGCAUAAUGAACAAAAUUAUUCUCUUAAAUGUCUAUUAGAUAGGCAAUAAAGAACUUUAAUGUAACUGUGUAUCAUAUUUAGCAUCCUAUAAUUCAGCUCUCUACAAAGUAAAGAAAGCUGCCUCUUUUCUUGUGAUGCCUUUUUAAUUUAUUGAAGAUUUUCCUAAAUAUGUGAAUUAUGUGGUCUGAAUAUAUUAAACCAGAAAUUCACUAUAAACUGCAAGGCUUCUACUAUGAGUUGAAGCUCUCUGUGCAUUCUCUGGAGAACCACGUGCAUUGCAAAGUAUUUGAGACUCACAAAGACUUCAUCGCAGUUGUAACUACCUGUAAUGUAAAAAUGUCACAAUCAUGCAAGUGCAUUUGUACAACAUACAUAAUUUAAUGGCAAUUUUUUGUCAUUUAAAUAUGUAAAUCACAGAUGUUUGCCAAAGUUCUUUUUAAUUAUUUUAUUUUUGUCUAUGCUACAAAAAUCAAUUGCAAAUCUCAUUAGCAACCAAAUUUUUUUUUCUUUUCUUUUUUUUCUUUUACAUUUCACUGUACCAAUGUGUUGAUAGGUUACUUGUUCCAACAUGUUCAUUUUAAAAAAAAAUGUUUGGGUAUUAUGUGUAGGCGUAACCCUCAUCUUAAUAAAACAAUGUAUUUUUCAAAAGGAAAUGCACUUAUUAAAUGGUUAUUACAUGAGCUAAAAAUACCUAAUGCUAAAAAUACUGUACUACCAGUAGAAUAUUUAAAAAAGGAAACCCUAUGUGAGUUGUAUAUAUUUUCUUUUCAGGUUGUAAGUUUUAUGAUAAUUUGAUGUAAAUUGUUUCAUAAACAAGGCUUUAAUGUAACACUGGUUACAGAAACCAUUACUUGCUACAUUGCUUAUUGUGUUUUUAUGCUGUUUUAUACUUUUUUAUGAGUUCUGAUAGCAGCAGUUAAGUUGUUUGUAUUUUGCUUAACUGAAAAAAAAUAAUUUUAUCUUGCGAUAGAAUAAACACAUUUCUGUAAA
Bombina bombina (fire-bellied toad) is the source of this 3391-nucleotide messenger RNA. It is a transcript of the gene TOX3, whose product is annotated as TOX high mobility group box family member 3. The transcript is spliced from 8 exons. Lineage: Eukaryota; Metazoa; Chordata; Amphibia; Anura; Bombinatoridae. The record is from RefSeq and is a predicted model, not a curated record. Bases 536 to 2320 code for a protein of 594 amino acids. Gene Ontology annotation, biological process: regulation of transcription by RNA polymerase II. Gene Ontology annotation, cellular component: nucleus. Gene Ontology annotation, molecular function: chromatin DNA binding.